Molecule: messenger RNA, 790 nt
Organism: Aethalodelphis obliquidens (Pacific white-sided dolphin)
Lineage: Eukaryota; Metazoa; Chordata; Mammalia; Artiodactyla; Delphinidae
Product: interferon alpha-7-like
Biological process (GO): defense response
Cellular component (GO): extracellular region
Molecular function (GO): cytokine receptor binding
Source: RefSeq, a predicted model, not a curated record
AUGGCCUCGCUCAAGUUUCUGUGCGAAAAUAAAGCACAAAACUCAGGGGAAAGCCCGAAAACGCAAGUCAGCGUUUCCCUAGCCGAACCCAUCAAAAGACAUCCGGCGCCCAUUAGCCGCCGCCUAGAGAAGCGCGCUGUCCCGGGUUCCAGGGAAGGAACCUUCCCGCUAAUUAUUUACUGGUGCCCGCGCGGCCCCUCGCGGCCAUCUCGUGAAUCACUGAAAUUCUCAAUAGCCCAGGUCUACUUCCUAGUGGCAGGAGUGAUACUCUGCUCCAUCCCUGCUCGCCCUCUUGGCUGGAACUUGCCUUGGAUCCAGAGCCUACAGAACAGGGAACUCUUCAUACUUUUGAGACAGAUGAAGAAGAUCCCGUUUCAGUCAUGCCUAGAGGACAGAACCGACUUCAAAUUUCCUUGGAAAAGAGGGAAUAUCACAGAAAUCCUGACGACUCAAGGCACCGGCUACCACCAUCUGACGCUCCAGCAGAGUAACCUCUUCAACAAGGAAGAAAGCCAAGCUGCUUGGAACAACACCCUACUCCAUAAACUACUCUCUAGCCUUGAUCACACCUUGGAACUACUGCAUAAGCAAGUGGAAAGUGACAAUCUGGACUGUCCAUAUUUGAGAAUUGUCCCAAAAUAUUUCCAAAGAAUCCAUCUCUAUCUGAAGGAAAAGGAAUACAGCCCCUGUGCCUGGGAGGUUAUCAGAGGAGAAAUUAAAGUGUUCCUUUCUCUCAUGUAAUAAUUCUCCAAUUACUGUCAACAAAUAAAGAAGAAAGGUACACUUGUGA